CUCCUCUCCCAUCUCCUCUUCCUGGACCGUAACGCGGAAGCCGUAGCGAGGGGCCUGUGAGGGCUGUCUUCAGCAGAGGACACACACUCGACAGCGGGAAGGGGGGGAAUAGCAGCAUCAGGCGGACUGCCUUCCCCAGCCCCACGCCUCUUCUCCCGACCGGCGGUCUUGUUUCCUUCCCCCGGAUGGCUUGCUCCAGGCCUCUCCGCUAGGCCCUAGCAGCAUGGGCGCAGCCUGGGUGGGGAGAGAGAGCACGGAUCGGACCCUUCCCCUCAGGACGGGCGUGCCGGCGGGUCACCCUCCCUCGGCUUCAGAUGGGCGAGGACACUGAGAGCCCCAAAAUCAACCACACCUUCCUGCGAGACUACGUCACCGAAGCUGAUGUCAUCUCUACGGUGGAGUUCAACCACACAGGGGACCUGCUGGCCACGGGGGAUAAAGGUGGCCGAGUGGUCAUCUUCCAGAGAGAGACUGAGUCCAAAGGGGAAUUGGAGGAGGUGGGGGAGACGGGGGACUCUGGGGAGUACAAUGUCUACAGCACAUUCCAGAGCCACGAGCCGGACUUUGACUACCUGAAGAGUCUGGAGAUUGAAGAGAAGAUCAACAAGAUCCGAUGGCUGCCACAGCAGAACGCGGCACAUUUCCUCCUCUCCACCAACGAUAAGACCAUUAAAUUGUGGAAGGUGAGUGAGAGAGACAAGAGACCCGAGGGAUACAACCUGAAAGAUGAGGGGGGGCGUCUCAAGGACACCUCUACCAUCACCUCUCUGCAGGUGCCCGUCCUGAAACCCACAGAUUUGAUGGUGGAGGUUCGUCCCCGGCGAGUGUUCUCCAACGGGCACACCUACCACGUCAACUCCAUCUCAGUCAACAGCGACGGGGAGACCUACCUGUCUGCCGACGAUCUCCGCAUCAACAUGUGGCACCUGGGCAUCACCGACCGCAGCUUCAACAUUGUGGACAUCAAACCAGCCAACAUGGAGGAUCUGACGGAGGUGAUCACAGCGGCCGAGUUCCACCCUCACCACUGCCACCUGUUUGUGUACAGCAGCAGCAAGGGCACCCUGCGCCUCUGUGACAUGAGAGCCUCUGCACUCUGUGACCGGCACACCAAACUGUUUGAGGAACCCGAGGACCCAGGGAGCCGCUCCUUCUUCUCAGAGAUCAUUUCCUCCGUGUCUGAUGUCAAGUUCAGCCACAGCGGGCGAUACCUGCUGACCAGAGACUACCUCACCGCCAAGGUGUGGGACUUGAACAUGGACAAGGGUCCAGUGGAGACGUACCAGGUCCAUGAAUACCUGAGGAGUAAGCUGUGUUCCCUCUAUGAAAACGACUGCAUCUUUGACAAGUUUGAGUGUGUUUGGAACAGCUCAGACAGCGUGAUCAUGACCGGGGCCUACAACAGCUUCUUCCGGAUGUUCGACAGGGAGACGGGCCGCGGCGUGACCCUGGAGGCUUGGCGAGAGAGCAGCAAGCCCCGGGCCGUGCUGCGGACCCGGCGCGUGUACAACGGCGGGAAGCGGCGCAGGGGGGACGUGGGCGUCGACAGCCUUGACUUCACCAAGAAAAUCCUUCACAUGGCUUGGCACCCGUCCGAGAACAUCAUCGCCAUAGCGGCCACCAACAACCUGUACAUCUUCCAGGAUCGCGUCAACCCGGAGACGCAGUUGCAGUGACAAAGAACGGGAGGGGGGGAGGGGGGGGGCACGGACGGUGCGUGGGGUGGACGGACGCCGUGAGAAAGGUUCAGUCAAGUUCCACAACAUGCGGACAGCCGUUUGUGCCGAUAAAAGAUUGGACCAGUGGUAAAAUCACAAGACUGUUAAUAUACUCAACCCCCUGCGAAAGGGGGGGGGAAUCGUUUGUUUUGCGUGACACUGAGAUGGACUGAUGCCCCCUGUACCCAUCAGGGUACGUGAUCCACCACAGAAGAGGUGCGGGGACACCUCUCCUAUGGCAAUGACUCAGUGCUUUUGAGCACACAAUGUUGCACUCGUCACUGAUGUGCUCUGGUACCUUUUUUUUUUGGCAUAAAAGAUGUGGUGUUUGGUAGCAGAGGACUAAGCGUAAAAGGUACCAAGGACUCUGCAUCUAAAUCUAAGAAUGACUUUUUUUUCUUUUUCUCACUACUGUUGAAUAGGA
Molecule: messenger RNA, 2142 nt
Organism: Pungitius pungitius (ninespine stickleback)
Lineage: Eukaryota; Metazoa; Chordata; Actinopteri; Perciformes; Gasterosteidae
Gene: ppp2r2ca
Product: protein phosphatase 2, regulatory subunit B, gamma a
Exons: 10
Coding region: 315-1676 (453 amino acids)
Cellular component (GO): cytosol; protein phosphatase type 2A complex
Molecular function (GO): protein binding; protein phosphatase regulator activity
Source: RefSeq, a predicted model, not a curated record